GCAAGGAGGAGGAAGAGGAGGAGGAGAAGAAGGCAGCACCCUUCCCCCUCCCUCUUCCCUUGUAUGGGUCCCAGCCCCCUCUCUUCCAUCCCCACAGUCUCUUCCAGCUCCUGCAGCGGCCCUUUAACCUCCUGUCGAUAGCAGCGACAGCAAGACUAUUGCCAUCUUACUGGGGAUUUGUGUGACAUUGUGGCUUUGCACUUGCUUUGGAUAGGAUGGUUGGCAUCCCGGGACCCUUUCAGUUUACUGGGGACAAGAGGGUGCCACCCAUGCCUGGGUCUCCCAUGGAAGUGAAGAUCCACUCCAGAUCCUCGCCGCCAACUAUGGCACCACUUCCUCCUGUGAAUCCUGGUGGCCCUCGGUCUGUUGCCUUUCCCCCAUCAUCACAUUCCAAUGGCAUCAACCAUUCUCCCCCCACAUUAAAUGGAGCACCAUCCCCACCUCAGCGUUCCAGCAAUGGUCCAUCAUCCUCCUCCUCCUCUUCCCUGGCCAAUCAGCAGCUUCCAGCCACCUGCGGGGUGAGGCAGCUCAGCAAACUGAAGAGAUUUCUCACUACAUUGCAGCAGUUUGGAAAUGAUAUCUCUCCUGAGAUAGGGGAAAAGGUUCGCACCCUCGUUUUGGCCCUUGUGAACUCAACUGUAACCAUUGAGGAAUUUCACUGCAAACUGCAGGAAGCCACCAAUUUCCCCCUGCGCCCCUUUGUCAUCCCAUUCCUAAAGGCCAACUUGCCUCUUCUGCAGCGGGAGUUGCUACACUGUGCCCGAGCUGCCAAGCAGACCCCUUCCCAGUACCUGGCACAGCAUGAACAUAUUCUCCUAAAUACCAGCACCUCCUCCCCAGCGGAUUCCUCAGAACUGCUUAUGGAAGUGAAUGGCAAUGGGAAACGACAUAGCCCUGACAGAGAAGAAAAUGGCUGCGAGAGAGAGCCUGCACCCCCCGAACCUCCAGUUAAGAGAGUCUGCACUAUCAGCCCAGCCCCCCGGCACAGCCCAGCUCUGUCCCUCCCCAUCGUGAACAGUACCAGCCACUUCCACCCAACACCACCACCCCUUCAACACUACUCCUUGGAGGAUAUUCCCAGCUCCCAGCUUUACAGAGACCAACUAAGCAAGAUCGCUGAACACCGAGACAUCAGAGAUCGGCAUCACAGUUCUGGAGUCAAUGGAAACUUAAAUAAUGGCUACCAAGAAGAACUUGUAGACCAUCGGCUGACAGAGAGAGAAUGGGCAGAAGAAUGGAAACAUCUGGACCAUGCACUGAACUGUAUCAUGGAGAUGGUGGAGAAGACUCGGCGCUCAAUGGCCGUGUUGCGCCGCUGUCAGGAAGUGGACAGGGAUGAGCUCAACUACUGGAAAAGGAGAUUCAAUGAGUCAAAUGAGAUCCGGAAGGGAAGUGAGCACCUCAGCAGGCAACACAGUCCUACCAGCACUGAUUCUGGAACCAGUGAUUCCAUUCGAGACUUUGGGAGCAGGACAGGAACAGGCUAUGUAACCGACGAGAUCUGGAGAAAAGCAGAGGAGGCUGUGAAUGAGGUCAAACGGCAGGCAAUGUCCGAAGUACAGAAAGCUGUCUCAGAAGCAGAGCAGAAAGCGUUUGAGAUGAUAGCAUCGGAGAGAGCAAGGAUGGAACAGACCAUCGCGGACACAAAGAGGAGGGCUGCAGAGGAUGCCUUCUUGGUUGUGAAUGAGCAGGAAGAGUCCACUGAGAGCUGCUGGAACUGUGGCCGGAAAGCCAGUGAGACGUGCAGUGGCUGUAACAUCGCUCGCUACUGUGGCUCCUUCUGUCAGCACAAGGACUGGGAGAAACAUCACCGCAUCUGUGGCCAAGGCAUACACACGCAGACAAAGCCACUUACUCCUACCCGUUCCCUCAUUCCCAAAGCCUCUGACCCCGUCCUGCUGAGCCCCACUCUGGAGAGAUCAUCCAGCGCCACCUCACGCUCUUCCACGCCUGCUUCUGUCACUGCCGUUGAUGGCCUGUGAAGGGGUUUAUCCCCCCUAUGGAUUUAUUUACCCCCUUUGCUGGGUAAAUCCACGAGACAGUAGACGUAUUGCCUGACAUUUUCCAAAAGGAAAGAAUCCACCCAGAGUUUAGGCAUCUUGAUUUUUUAAAAUCUGUUGGCACAUCAGAAUGCAAGAAGAAAGAAUAAAGAAGACGGAAUAGUCCGUGGGGCCGUUGGAUAAAAAAAAAGAUCCCCCAGCAUGUCUAUUGUAAUGGUCCAUUGGCCCAUCUCUUUCAAAAGGCAAUUGCCCAAAAGGCCCAGUGACACCUGUGUGACAAUAGCCUGGAUGUGAGUCCAGUGGACCAGCUUGCUACAGACCUUAAUCUGGGCCUCGGUGUGAUAUCCCAAUUAUAGAACGCUGACUGGACAAACCAAGUGAUGGGCAUUUUGCCCUUGUAUCCCAUAGGUUCAUGCACAGAAAAGAAAGAAUUCAUUACUUUUAGACAAAUUACCUCCAUUGUGAGAGACUAAAUACAUUUCCCCAUGCCUAAAGAAAUCACUAUACACACAUAAUCAUUCAAAUAUUGAAUAUUCUGUUCGUGUAUGGGAAUGUAUACAUGCAAAUGUGUGUCCUGUUGAAAGCUUUCCGUAUAAGAAGAACCCUCUUGUAUAUCCACACAUUAACUUUGCCUCCUCCCCUCUUCAAUAGCCCCUUUAAGUCCCUAUGCAACAUGGCUGUUUAGUAAUAGUAGCAGGACUACUUAUAAUCCAGUGCAUUCUGCAAUUUGCAUUUGGGCUAAUCACUCAACAUCCAUGCAAUGUGUGUACGUGACCUAUAUUGGAGGUACAACGUGGCAACCCUAAGUUUAGUACAUAAGUCCCUCAACCUAACCAUGUUGUUUAUCAGGGAGAAGCACUUGGUCACUUGGUUGAUUAAGAUGGAAAAAAAAAUCAGGCUAUUCGUAAAACGGAGAUUGUAUAAGGGAUAAUGUACCUCAUAUUGUAAAACAUGUGGAUAUUAGAGUCACUAAGCAUAUGGAUAGGCAUAUGGACUGUGCCAUUGUCUAGGAACGGGUCAACUAUGGGUUUGCAGCCCAAGGGAUUUACAAGUUGGCAGACUGGUAAAAAGAGGUGGCAAAUUCAGCGGGGUUAUAUUUUUCACAUCCAAAGAUCACAUGAUAUCACCAAAUCUGAGGAUGAAUGGUCAUUCUGUCCAUGUAGAUAUUGUAACAUAAUAAGGUUUAUUUUCUCUAUGUAUUUUUGUGUCUGUUGAAAGUGAUGAACGUCUCCUCCCACCGUCAGAGCUGCGGCGCUUCUUUGUCUGGUUUUAUAAAGCGCCGUUUCAUGAAUAAGCUAGGUACCUUAUGUGCAUCCUGUACAGAUUACAGAUAUACUAAUCAUUUAUUAUGGAGUUUAUUCAAUAAAGUUCAUUUUACCAGUA
Molecule: messenger RNA, 3383 nt
Organism: Xenopus tropicalis (tropical clawed frog)
Lineage: Eukaryota; Metazoa; Chordata; Amphibia; Anura; Pipidae
Gene: cbfa2t2
Product: CBFA2/RUNX1 translocation partner 2
Exons: 11
Coding region: 216-1982 (588 amino acids)
Biological process (GO): negative regulation of DNA-templated transcription; regulation of DNA-templated transcription; DNA-templated transcription
Cellular component (GO): nucleus
Molecular function (GO): transcription corepressor activity
Source: RefSeq, a predicted model, not a curated record